Molecule: messenger RNA, 1292 nt
Organism: Rhinolophus ferrumequinum (greater horseshoe bat)
Lineage: Eukaryota; Metazoa; Chordata; Mammalia; Chiroptera; Rhinolophidae
Gene: PABIR1
Product: PP2A Aalpha (PPP2R1A) and B55A (PPP2R2A) interacting phosphatase regulator 1
Exons: 1
Coding region: 136-999 (287 amino acids)
Biological process (GO): mitotic G2/M transition checkpoint
Cellular component (GO): nucleus; cytoplasm
Molecular function (GO): protein serine/threonine phosphatase inhibitor activity
Source: RefSeq, a predicted model, not a curated record
GGGCACGCAUGCGCAGAGGGAGGAGCCCGCUGACAGAUUCUCGGUGGCGGCGGCGGCGGCGGCGGCCCUGGACUGCGGGGAAUGGGAGCCCUAGGUCUCUGACUGAGCACCGCCCCCGCCUCCCUGCCCCCCGACAUGGCUCAGGAGAAGAUGGAACUAGACCUGGAGCUGCCUUCGGGUACGGGCGGGAGCCCAGCGGAGGGCGGCGGCAGUGGCGGCGGCGGGGGCCUCAGGAGGUCUAAUAGCGCCCCCCUGAUCCACGGCCUCAGUGACACUUCCCCGGUGUUCCAGGCCGAGGCGCCGAGCGCCAGGCGGAACAGCACAACGUUCCCGAACCGCCAUGGCCUGCUGCUACCGGCCUCCCCGGUCCGCAUGCACAGCAGCCGCUUGCACCAGAUCAAACAGGAGGAGGGCAUGGACUUGAUCAACCGAGAGACGGUCCACGAGCGCGAGGUGCAGAACGCAAUGCAGAUAAGCCACUCCUGGGAGGAAAGUUUCAGUCUGAGUGACAACGAUGUGGAGAAAUCUGCCUCUCCGAAGCGCAUCGAUUUCAUUCCGGUGUCACCAGCACCGUCACCCACCCGGGGAAUUGGGAAGCAGUGUUUUUCACCAUCCUUGCAAAGUUUUGUGAGUAGCAAUGGAUUGCCCCCAAGUCCUAUUCCCAGCCCAACGACCCGGUUUACUACUCGGAGAAGCCAGAGUCCCAUUAAUUGCAUCAGACCAAGUGUUCUUGGACCAUUGAAAAGAAAAUGUGAAAUGGAAACUGAAUAUCAGCCAAAGAGAUUUUUCCAGGGCAUCACCAACAUGCUUUCUUCUGACGUUGCACAGCUGUCAGAUCCUGGUGUGUGUGUAUCCUCUGAUACCCUUGAUGGAAACAGCAGCAGUGCCGGAUCUUCUUGUAACUCACCAGCGAAAGUCAGCACUACCACCGACUCUCCGGUGUCACCUGCCCAGGCGGCCUCUCCAUUUAUUCCAGUAGAUGAACUUUCAUCUAAAUGAUUCGCCGACCCAUCCCGAGACUGUUUUAUUUUUGCAAUGGAGAGAAAAAUCGGUUGGAGCAAGCACUGAACUCUGUCAAUUAAUUUGAGGCUCUUUCCUAUUUGAUCCUUUUCCUUUUUUGGAAUUUCCUGAAAUGUUGUUAUUCUAGAGAACUUUUAUGUCAGGUUCCUGCGGAUGCCCUUGAAUUCAGUGUAGUAAUAUUUUCAGACGUUUUCCCAAUAAGUGUGUUGAAGCAUACAUCUUUACGCUGCUAAUAUGUCUAAAUACAUAUGUUAUCCCUUGAUUUUUUAAAA